AUAAUAAAAAUGUUUCCAAAAUAUUACAUGUACAAGUCCGGAAUUAAUAUUUGCGUAUAAUAUUAUUAGCGGUUUUAUUAUAUUCCCAUUGUCUAUAUCUGUAUAAUUUGAAGUAUAGAUGUCUAGUCUUUACUAGUUCAUUGUAAUCUUGGGAUAGUGAUCAUAUUUUUAUGAAAGUGCUAUUGGAAAUUUAACAAUGCACAAUGUUGGAAGGUUUAGUGGCUUGGGUGUUAAACAAUUAUCUUGGAAAAUAUGUGGAAAAUUUAAAUACCGAUCAGCUCAGUGUAGCACUUCUUUCUGGUAAGGUUGAACUAGAAAAUCUUCCACUAAAGAAAGAUGCAUUACGGCAUUUGGGAUUACCAGUGGAGAUCAAAGCUGGCUUCAUUGGGAAGGUGCAGCUCCAAGUGCCAGUCCGUCAAAUCCGAUCAGUGCCGUGGCUUAUUGCUAUUGAGAAACUUUACCUAGUUGCUGCUCCUGUUAAUCUAGAUGAGUGGGAUGGUGCUGUGGAAGCUACAAUAGCACAUGAGCGAAAGGUCUCAAUCCUUGAUGCGCUAGAAGCCCAGUGGCGAGCUGAACACGAGGCCAGUGACGCGGGUUACUACGCUACAUCCUACUCAUCAUGGCUCAACUACGGGACUGGCUUACUUGCCAAUAUUGUAGAAAAUCUACAGUUGAAAAUAAACGACGUGCACAUCCGUUACGAGGACGCGUUGACGUGCGGCGGGCGCGCGUUCGCGUGCGGGCUCGCGGCCGAGGCGCUGGCGGCCGAGUCGUGCGACGCGGGCUGGCGCCGCGGCUUCACGCCGCUCGACGACCCCUGCUCCUUCAAGCUGCUCGAGCUCGUCAACCUGGCGGUCUACUGGGACCCCAUGCCGGUCGCCGCUAUGAUGGCGGACUGCACGCUGACUGAGCUUACCGAGCGCAUGCGCAGCACGUGGGUGGGCGCGCACCAGUUCGUGGUGCGGCCGGCGGGCGGGUCGGCGCGCGUGCGGCGCGAGCGCUGCGAGGCGCCGCUGCGCGACCGCGCGCGGCCCCGCCUCGCCUGCCACCUCACGCUCGACGCCGUGCUGCUGCGACUCACAUCGCGGCAGUACGGCGAGAUGUGCGGGUGCGCGCGCGGGCUGGAGCGCGUGGCGCGGCUGCGCGAGGCGCGCGCGUCCCGCCCGCUCGUGCCGCUCGCGGCGCACGCGCGCCUCUGGUGGCUCUACGCGCUGCGGGCGCACCUGCCGCACCACACGUGGAUGGACCCAAAGCCAACAUGGGAAACGUGUCUGGAGCAAGCGCGCAAGACGCGGCGUUACGUGGAGAUCUGUCUCAGCAUCCUGUGCAACCCGGCCGCCACGCUGCCACCAGAGGACAAACAAGCCAAAGACGACUUUGAAUGGGCCAACCCGCUGUCCGUGCUUAAACUGUGUAGAGAGGUGGCGAUACGCAAAGUCCCAGUAACGGCCACAGUGCCAGAACAAACUAGUUCAGGUCGGUCGGUGCUGGUGCGGUGGUUUCCCCAGUGGUGGGGCUGGUACGCGACGCCUUCGGACCCCGCGCCCGACCCCGCCGCCAAUCCCCCGGACCCCGCCAGCAACUCGGAUCCCGCCCCCGCGAGAUUGGAACAUGAGAUCUUGGAUGUUAUAGCGGAUUCCCUGGAUGAUAAUACUUUGCUAAGGAGAGACGCGCUCUUCGGUCUCUUCGAGUUCACCUUGAACACCGGCUCUUUUGAUCUGUGCACUGAGGGCGAAGAUGGUACCGUGAGCGGCGAGGGGGGCGAGGGUGCGGGUGCGGGUGGGGGGGGUGUGGAGCUGCAGUUCAGCGCGGUGCGCGUGCGCGUGGAGUCGCGGCCGCGCGCCGGCGCGCACUCGCUGCACGCGUCGCUGGGCGCCGUGUGCCUGCGCGACCGGAUCAACCCGCGCACGCUCUUUCCAGUGCUCGUCGCCCCCCAGGGCAUGAUCCGCGAAGGGCUGAGCGCGAUGAACCCAGCGGCGAGCGCGGCGACGUGGUGGCGCACGCAGCAGGCGCCAACCGUGCCCGCCGCGCCUGCGCCCGCGCCGCCCGACGACGAGCCGCUGUUCCAGUUCACGUAUGAGAAACGGCCCCUUGGACUCAACUGUGACCAUAGGCUGCGCGUGAAGUCCCGCUCGGUGGAGGUGGUGUGGUGCGUGGAGGCGGUGCGCUGGGCGCAGCGCUGGGCGGCGGCGGGCGGCGCGGGGCCGGGCCGCGCCAUCGCGCACGUGCGCGACCACACGCGCGCCACGCUGCGCACGCACUACGAGCGGCUGCUGCGCGCGCGCCGCACGCCGAAUGAUCGUCGAGCCUGGCAAGUGGAAUUGGACAUAUCAGCGCCGCAGAUCUUGUUCGUGGAGGAUCUGUGUGAUCGAGACGCUUCCGUGCUGGUGGUGGAUUUCGGCAGGUUGCGGCUCGCCAACGCCAAUUUGGUGGAGGAGGAGGAGCCCAAGCCGCUAUCAGUGGAUGACGAUGAAGAGACGUUCAUGACGCCGUGCUCGACGCCGCCGGGCAGCCUGCUGUCGCCGGGCUCGCCGCCCGACGCGCCCGACGCGCCCGGCGCUGCGCCCGCGCCGCGCCCGCUCGACCCCGCGCACCUGCACACCAGCCUCUACGACCGAUACAAGAUAGAGCUGAGUGACCUACAGCUGCUUGUGGGGCGCGCGCGUGACAACUGGAAAUACGCACACACCAAGGCUACUUCGGCGCUGCAUCUUCUCGACCGAUUCAGCAUCUCAUUACAAGCGGAGCGGCGCGUGGUGCAGACGAGCGACCCGCAGUACCCGACGGCGGCGCUGUGCGGCUCGCUGCCCGCGCUCGUGGCGCACCUCUCCGAGCACAAACUGGCCGCGCUGCGCAGCGUGCUCGCCGCGCACACCGCGCGCCGCCCCGCGCCCGCGCCGCACGUGCCGCACCCAUCUCCGAACGAAGACGGCUUAGAAGACGACGAAGAAGAGGAAGAUAGCAGUAUCAGCUCGGAAACAGAACAGUCAGAGUUCUCUACGCACAACAAUGCCACACUGCUCUUGUUGCAGUUUGCAAUAGAUCAGCUUUCUGUAGAGGUGCAGUCGCGCGGGCGCAGCAUCGCGGAGGUGCAGGUGUGCGGCGUGCGCGCGGCGGUGAGCGCGCGGCCGUGCGACACCUCGCUGUCGCUCUCCGUGCACUCGCUGCUGCUGGUGGACGCGCUGCAGACCUACGGCCCGGACUUCGAGCUGCUCGUGGCCAGCCACAAGCACGUGGGCAUGGACACGACGUCGGGCAGCAUCCGCGGGUCGGAGCCCACGUCGCCCACGUCGCCCGCGUCGCCCUCGUCGCGCGCGCCCCCGCCCGCGCCCUCGCCGCGCGACCUGCACCAGGCGCUGCACUCGCUGCACAACACUUACAUUCCUGACGCUGGACGAACAAGUCCAUCUCCAAGUUGGAUGGCGGGAGCCAGCAUGAACUCUAGCUACGGGACCGCUGGGGUCACGGGGCCACGCGGCUACGGCACGGGGUGGGGCAGCGGUUGGGGCUCAGACGGGGCCGCCUGGGGCACGCCUGGGCUCGUGGAUUCUGAAGCGCUCAUUGCAGUUGAACUGUGUAUAGUUAAAGGCGAUGGAACUUCUGAAGAAUUGAGGAUUGCUAAUAUUCUCUUCAACAAUUUGGAUGUUAUAGCGAACCAAGAGACGAUAGUGGAGCUGAUCGGGUUCGCGCACCGCGUGGCGGGCGGGGGCGCCCCGCCGCCCGCGCACCGCUCGCCGCUCGCGCCCCCCGCCGCGGGGGACACGGGGGACGCGGGGGACGCCGGGGACGCCGGGGACGAGCCCAAGGCGGGCGUGCGGGCGGAGAUCACGUUCGACUUCCACCGGCUGGGCGUGCUGCUGCUGCGCGCGGGCGUGCGCGAGGGCGCGCUCGUCGCCAACAAGAUCGCCACCGCCACGCUCGGCGACGCGCGCAUACAGGCCACGCUCAACGGUUCGAGCGUUGAAGUGAGCGGCUCCCUGGGCGGGGUGCAAGUGGUGUCAGUAUCCGAGAAUGCCGGCCUGCACUCGCGCAUCCUAUCGGCGGGCCGUACCCCUCCUGCCCCGCUGGCCCCACUGGCUCCAUUAGCCCCACUGGCCCCGAGGCCGCCAGAUACGCAAACGAGUGAUGAAAAGGCGUUAUUCUUUACUAUAUCGAGGAAUGUACAACCACCUAACGACGAUGAAAUGCCCGUGGUGGAAGUGAACGUGCAGGUGCAAGUAGCUAGCGUGUGGUACACGCAUUCCGGGCCGCUGCUGCGGGAGCUGCAGAGCUGCCUCACGGAGUUCAAGCAGUACUUGGCGAACCUCGCACGGUCCAUUCGCGCCGCCGCCGCCGACAUGGCCAUUGGCUUGGUGCAUCCCAGGACGGACAGUCUGUACGCGAAUCCUAAACUAUCGCAGUCCACGGAAGGCGUGUCCCCGCGGCGGCGCACCACGAGCUUGGGCAACUCCUUAGAUGAGCCUGAUAGAGAUCCUCACCAAUUGAUCCUCAGCGUGAGCGUGGAGCUGGAGUCGCCGGUGGUGGUGGUGCCGUGCGCGGCGCACAGCGCCAGCGUGUUCGUGGCGCACCUGGGCCGCAUGAGCCUCGCCAACCGGCCCGGCGCGCCCGCCCGCUCGCUCUACCGCGUGCGCGUGCGCGACAUCUGCCUCGUCUCCCUGGACGUAUCGGAGCGGCUGCAGCAGCAGCAGCGGCAGGCGCAGCAGCCGCUGAGCAUGCAGGCGCUGUACGACGUGGCGGGCGGGCGGCCCGUGCUGCACGACACCGCGCUGCACCUCGCCGUCGCGCUGCAGGAUGCCGAUCAGCAGCCGCAGUGCCAAGUGGAGGGCAAAGUAGUGGGCGGGCUGCACGUGACGGCGAGCCGCGAGCAGUACGAGCAGCUGCUGGAAACUGUGCGCUGGGUCGCCGGAGACGCGCCCGCGCACCCGCCCGCGCACCCCCCCGCGCACCCGCCGCAAGACGACCCGCUUGCUGAUCAGACGAGCACGCUGGCGGAGGGCGCGGUGCCGACGCUGCGGCUGGACCCGGCGGUGCGCGCCGCCGUGCUGGCCGUGCCGCCCCCCGCGCCCGCGCCGCCGCCCGCGCCCACGCACACCUCCACUAUCGUGACGUUUGAGUUGCCCAACUUUACGGUGGAGUUGCGCGCCGACCUGGGCGCCGGCGAGCGCAGCCUCGUGGCGCUCACCUUCAGGGAAUUCUCGCUGAAGCACUCGCACUUACACCCCCACGAGACCACGCUACAGGUGUCGCUGUACUCGAUCACGAUGGAGGACCUGACGAAGGACCCUGACUCUCGGCACCGCAUGCUGAUGGUGUCGCACUCGCCGCCGAUGCCGCCCAAGGCCGUGUUCGUGUCCAAGUCCUGCCCCGACUUCUCCUGGCACGCGAGCGCCGCCCCCGCCCUGCCCCCGGCCCCGCCCUUCGUGCGUCGCCCCUCGCUGCCCUCGGGACUUAAUGUCACUGAUAAUAAAUCGGAGAAAGAGCGGUUGCGAGAAAAGCAAGAUAGCAGAUGUGGCCCCACCCCGCCCUGCUCCCCGGUAGAGGGCGCGGCGGGCGGCGAGGGCGAGCCCGGCGACGGGGACGCCGCUGACGAUAACCUCGUUUGGGUCUCCGUGCACACGCGAGAUCCGCAGCAUCCGCACUUCAAUGACAAGUUUAAUAAGGACCUGGCGCCGCGCGCGCCGCUCUGGCGCGACCGCCUGCGCACGCGCCAGCGGGACGCCCUCACGCUGCACUACCACCGAUUGAGUCCAGCGGCCGCGUCGGAAGCCGGGUACGAGACGAGUUUAGAGCUGGAUAUGGGGCCGCUGACUUACGUGCACACGCGUCGCUUCGUGUUGGAACUGCAGGCGUUUGCGCGUGACUUCAGUCUCCUACGGCACGUCAUCGUGCAGGCUCGUCGAAAGGUGUCGAGCGUGGCGCGCGCGGCGCAGGCGGCGCGCAUGCGGCUGAAGGUGCGCUGCGCGGCGCCGCUGAUCGUGCUGCCGGUGUCGGGCCGCAGCCGCGCCGCGUGCGCCGCCGAGCUGCGCCUGCUGCACGUGGACAACUGCUUCCGCCGCGCCGGCGACCCCGCCACCGUCAGCACGCUGCUCGACCCCAACCGCCCGGAGCGCGAGCUACUGGACGUGCGCACGAUUCGUCUGGAGGGCUUGUCGGUGUGGUGCGCGGAGGGCGGGGGCGGGGGCGGGGGCGCGCGCGGCGUGCGCGUGCGCCGCGUGGGCCCGCCGCUGCUGCCCGCGCCCACGCACCUCUCGCUGCAGCUCGAGAUCAACUGCGAUAAAACGCACAAUGUGGCUGACAUGACGAUGCAAGGCACGCUGACGACCCUUCAAGUGUCGCUGGAUGCGGCGCAGUACCGACUCAUCCGCGGCGUGUUGGCGCACAACCUGGGCGAGGCUUGCCCUGAGCUCAUAGCGCCUGACCCCGCGCCGCAAGCGCCGGGGCAAGUGGGGGCAGACAACGUGUGGCGUACUUGGUCUCUGCAACUGCACUUGCAGGACGUGCAGGUGCAGCUGCGGCGUGCGGACGCGCCGCCGCUGGCCGCCGUGCACUUCAUCAAGUCGCGGUUACUUCUCGACUCGUACUCCGACACCAGCCAGGAUAUAGACCUCGUGUCACAGGAGAUCCUGGUAUGCGACAGCCGGUACUCGUCGGAGCCGGCCAACCGGCGCGGCAACGUGUUCAGCCGCAUCGUGCAGCCGCAGCCCGACCACCCGCACACCGUGCAGGCCGAGCUGCACGCCAGGAAACGUCCGGACUCAUCAGCGUACACUAUAAUGGUGAACAACAUGCGUCUGAUGGCUAUCCUGGACUGGUGGGAGGCGGCCAACCAGUUCAUUAUGCAGCCACCGCCGCCACCCGCAGAUCCUGACCAGCUAUACUUUGAGGAAAGGUCGCCAGAAUACGGGGGGCUAGACCCCAGCAACGCAGAGGCCGGCGGGGAGGCGCCUGCGCCACCCGAGCCCAUGGAGCUGAAGCUGAACGUGACCGACUCGCAGCUCGUGCUCGUGGAGGACGCGUCCGUGUGGGACACUAAUGCUGUGAUAUUGAAGAGCACGACGGUGAUCACGUACCGCGUGGCGGAGGAGCGCGCGCUGGUGUGCGAGGUGAGCGAGCUGGAGGUGUUCUCGUGCGUGCUGGGGCUGGAGGACGAGACCGCGCUCGCCAUCGUCGACCCCGCCGCGCUGCACCUCGCGCUGCGCGCCGACCGCGUGCUGCACGUGGAUAUGGGCACACUUAACCUACGUCUGUCUUACCACGAUAUGCGCAUGUUUGCUGCCAUGCUGCAAUCACUGCCUGCGCAAGCGAGACUCGCGCUUUCAGACAAAACCGAGGCCGGUGCGGACGCUCGCGAUGAGCCGGCGAACAGCGUGCACAUGCGCGCCAACAACAACGCGUCCCGCCUCGUGGCGCCGCGCUGGCUGCGCGCCAACUCGCACCCGCACGCGCACGCGCACGCGCACGCGCACGCGCACUCGCCCGCUGCGAGCACGCAGCCCGCUCCGGGCAGGGCUUUGAGAGCUGUGCAGGUGAGCGCGGAGAGCGUGACGCUGUGCGUCAUCGACGACUGCCUCGACUCCGACGUGCCGCUGCUCGAGUUGUCGCUUGCGGACCUGCAGCUCGAACAGGAUUUGAGAAAAGUGGAAGAGGCGUUCGAAGAUCCCAUCCUAGUAUCGACGCCAUCAGGCAGCACCAGCGGCGCGGUCACCGAGGGCGCGGUGGUGCCGAUGGGCGCUGCGGGCGGCGCGGGGGGCGCGGGGCGGCGCACCGCCGCGGGCGGGGGGCGCCUAAAGGCGUUGCUCACGCUUGACUACUACAACCGCAUGUUGUCUGGUUGGGAGCCGAUUGUGGAACCGUGGAGGUUUGAAAGUCGCUGGGAGUACACGCUAUCAAGUGCGCUCUCCCUGCGCCGGCUUCAGCUGGAGAUAUCGUCUUCUGAGAUACUUAACACUAACAUCACGUCCGCGCUCGUCGACCUCAUCCGGCUCGUGAGGACCAACUGGACCGCCGAUUAUUAUGCGCCUCAGCAGGGCUCGAGCCAAGGGGAGCAGUCGCCGAAGGGCAGCCCGGCGGGGCACCGGCGCCGCUCGCCCUUCGUGCCGUACGCGCUGCGCAACCUCUCCGGCCACCGCCUCUGGUUCACCACGCUCACCACCGCCUCUGAUGAGUUGCGGGAGGGUGGCGAAACAAAGUCAUGGUCAGGGCCAGAUGACUCUUGGGUGUGCGUGCGCGCGGGCGACACUGAGCCCUUCUCGUUUGGGGCACGGCGCGGAAGAGCGCGUGGCGGGGCGCCGGCGCCUUCGGGUUCCGCGCCCUCAGACCCGGCGCCCCUCGCGCCGCUUCACCGCCUCGUAGUGCGGGUAGACGGUUGGUCGCCGCUGGACCCCGUCUGCGUUGACCGAGUGGGCGUCUUCUUCAGACAUAUUACACAUAAUAAAACCGGGUCGGAAGCGCGCGUGGUGCUGGAGGUGUCGCUGGAGGGCUCGGCGCGCAAGCUGGUGACCGUGCGCUCGGCGCUGUGCCUGCGCAACGACCUGCCGCACGCCGUCGAGGUGCGCCUGCACCACGCGCACGCGCACGCGCUCCCGCACGCGCACGCGCACGAGCACGCAGUGCUGCAGCGGCGGGGCGGGGCGAGCGGGGCGCGCGGGGCGAGCGGGGCGAGCGGCGUGCGCGCCGUGUGCGCCGCGCUGCAGCGCCGCGCCGCGCUGUGCGCCGCCCCGCUGGCGCGCCUGCCCCCGCGCCUGCCCGUGUUCCUCGGCUGCGGCGAGUGGGGGGAGUGGGGGGAGUGGGGCGAGUGGGGCGGCGCGGGGGCGCGCGGCGCGACGGUGGCGGCGGGCGGGUGGUGGGCGGCGCCGCUGAGCGCGCGCGCGCCCGUGCUGUGGACGCGGCCGCUGGUGCGCGCGCGCCCGCCCGCGCCCGCGCCCGCGCCCGCGCCGCUGGACUGGCGCGCCGCGCCCGCGCACCCCGCGCUGCUGCACUACGAGUGCCGCGCGCCGCACGACUACGUCUACAGGUUUUGCUGUGUGAUAAUUCGGGAGCGAUUCCCGCUGGAGCGCGGGGAGCCGCUGGCGGGGCACACGCUGCGGCUGGUGGCGGCGCUGCGGCUGGAGAACCUGCUGCCGCUGGAGCUGCAGUACCGCGCCGGCGCCGUCGCCGGGGCGCUGCCCGCCGCGCACACGGAGCCCUUCCACCAGUUGGAUGUAGAGGAAGGUGUCGAGAUAACCGUAAAGUUGGAAGGAUUCGGCUGGUCUUCCGCCCUCAGCGUGGGCGGCGGAGGGGGGUCUAACAACUCUUUCUCGGCGAGACUCAAGUUGCGAGAUGUGAAAGGACGAAGAUUGUACUUGAAUGCGAGAGUCACCGUUAAGAAAACCGAUGGGAUUAAGGUGUCGAUCUCGGCGGCGUACUGGCUGGUGAACCGCACGGGGCUGCCGCUGGUGUUCCGCGCGGAGGGCGGCGGCGGCGGCGGCGAGGCGGCGGGGCAGUUCGCGGAGCACGAGCUGGCGCGCAUGGUGGCGCCGCUGCCCUUCGCCUUCGCGGACGGCGACGGGCCCACGCUCAGCGCGCGCCUGGGCACCGCGCUGGCGCCGCACCCCGAGUGGUGCUCGCCGUUCGGGCUGGGCCCCGGCGUGGCGGUGAAGCGGCUGGAGGCGGGCGGCGGCGAGGAGCGCGCCUACAGCGUGGGCGUGAGCGUGCGCGCCGGCCGCGGCCGCCACCGCCGCACCAACGUGGUCACCUUCACGCCGCGCUACCAGAUCCACAACAACACCUCGCGCGCGCUGCAGCUCGCGCAGAAGUGCACCGCCACCACGCUCAGCGACCCCGGCGCGAUGGCGACGCACGUGUCGGCGGUGGCGGGCUGCUACCUGCCGUGGCACUGGGCGCGCUGGGACCGCGAGCCGCUGCUGUGCGUGCGCGUGCUGCCCGACCCCGCCCCCAGCGCCGCCCCCAGCGCGGGGGGCAGCCACGCCGCGGCGCCGCUCACCGCGUGGUCGGGCGGCUUUAAGAUCGACGCGCCGCGGAGUUUGCACAUCGCCUGCAGGGAGAGCGGCGGCUCGUACCUGAUCCUGCGCGUGGAGGUGGUGCGGCAGAACGCGGCGCUGCUGGUGGUGCUGACGGACGCCGAGUGCGCGCCGCCGCCGCUCAGGAUCGACAACUGCUCGCCGGUCGCCAUCAUGUUCCACCAGGUGGGCAGCAGCGAGGAGAGCGUGGUGCGGUCGGGCGCGCGCGUGCGCUGGGCGCUGCCCGAGCCCGAGGGCGCGCGCGCGGUGGCGCUGCGGGCGCCCGGCGGCCCGCGCCUGCCGCUGCCGCUCGACGCGCUGCACUCGGCGCACGCGCUGCUCUACCAGAACUUCAUCUACGUGUGCUUCCCCGCGCCCUCCCCCUCCACCGCCACCGCCGCCGCCGACCUCGUGCUCGAGGUGCCCGCCGGCUCCACGCGCGUGCAGCUCGCUACCAAGCGAUACGGUGACAGGUCGCAGCUGUGGCGGCGCGGGCCGGGCGGGCAGCUGAUCCACGAGGGCAGCUCGCCGCCACAGCCCACCGACGCCAUGCUCUCCGACGACACCACCAUCUCGCCGCACGCCAUGGUGCUGGACAUCGAGGGCGCGGCGCCGCGGCCGGGCGUGCAGGCGGCGCUGGUGCUGCGGCGCGCGGACGGGCGGCGCGCGUCCACGCAGGCCUGGCGCCUGCUGCCCGACGGCCGCAUGGCGUGCGCGCACCGCAACCUGUGCGUGCAGCCCGCCGGCGGCCUCAUGGCGCUCGCCCCCGGAAACCGCGUAGCGUUAGGGCUGGCGGGCGAGGCGGGCGAGGCGGGCGUGGUGCCGCCGGAGCAGCGCGUGCGCUGGCGCACGCUGCGCCCGGGCUCGGGCCGUCUCAGUGUCACGCUCACCGCGGACGGUCCCACCCGCCUCAUACGUAUCAUGGACACUGUGCAGUCGGAAUCUACCAAAAUCGAGUGUGCGGAUGACGAGGAGGAGGAGCAAGCGAAGCUAGAGGAGAGCGCUGGUGAUUCGGGCUCGUGGGGCGAGUGGGGCGUGUGCGUGUCGCUGGAGGGGCUGGGCGUGUCGCUGGUGGCGGGCGUGGAGCUGGUGUACGCGCAGUUCCUGGGCGUGCGCCUGGACCUGGCGCGGGACGCAUCCGCCGCGCGCCUGUCGCUCUCCGUGCACGACAUGCAGUGGGACAACCAGGUGAGGGCGCUACUCGUCACCAUUUUGAAAAUUUUAUUUUAUACAAUAAAAAAAGGCAAAGACUUAUUGAUGCCUCUUAACUUAGCGGGCGCGGGGGGCGCGGGGGCGCUGCCCGCGCUGCACGUGGCGCUGGAGAUGCAGCGCGCGCCGCCGCCGCGCUACAACGCGCGCUACUUCACGCACCUGCUGCUUGCGCUGCGGCCCAUCGCGGUUAAGCUCGAGGAGAGGCUGAUCCUGAUGGUGUGGCAGUGGCUCCAGCAGCCGGAGGGCGAGGAGGUACCGGACGAGGCAGAGUGGGAGACGCGGCGCGUGCUGGACGAGCUCACCGCGCUGCACGCUACCCGCUACUACUUCGCGCUCAUCAAGCUGCUGCCCAGCCAGAUCCGGCUGUCGAUGUCGACGUCGAGCAAGGUGGAGGGCGGCGCGGGCGCGCUGCGGCGGCGGCUGGGGCUGACGCUGAUCCGCUUCGAGGACGCGGCCGUGGAGCUGGAGCCGUUCCUGCGCGCGCACGCCUUCGACACGGCGCCCGCGCUCGCGCGCGACGUGCUGCAGCACUUCAAAGAUGAAUUGAAAUGGCAAGCUGCUAAAAUCCUGGGUUCAGUGGAUUUCUUGGGUAAUCCCUUGGGAUUCGUCGCGGAUGUGUCGGAGGGCGUGACCGGUCUGAUACUUGAAGGAAAUGUAGCUGCGUUACUACAAAAUCUCACACAUGGCAUAUCGAACUCCGCAGCCAAAGUUACAGAGACGCUGGGCGACGGGCUGGAGCGCGUGGUGUGCGACGAGGCGCACGAGGAGACGCGGCGCCGCAUCCGCGCGGCCGCCGCCGGCGCGCGCCUCGCCGCCGGCCUGCGCGGCCUCGGCCUCGGCCUGCUCGGUGGCAUGACGUCGCUAGUGAAGCACAGCUAUGAAGGCGCCACUGCGGAGGGGUUGCCGGGGUUCAUCGCGGGCGUCGGCAAGGGGCUCGUGGGCACCGUCACCAAGCCCGUCAUCGGCGUGCUCGACCUCGCCGCUGAGACCGCGGCUGCAGUCAGGGACUCCAGCCGCAAGGGCAUCCGCGGGGGGCGCGGUGCGGGCGGGGAGCGCGUGCGGGCGCCGCGCGCGCCGCCGGCGGCUCUGCUGGCGCGCUACAGCGCGGCGCAGGCGCACGCGGCCGCGCGCCUCUACGCGCUCAACGGCGGCGACUACGCCGAGCGGCUGCUGGCGCACCGCGCCGUGCGCGACACGCCGCACGACAUCCAGGCGCUGCUCUCCGACUGCUACCUGCGCAUCUUCACCUGCAAGGGCGCGCAGCCGCAGAUCGUUAUGGAGACGCACCUCAGCAACCUGGUAUCGUGCACGGCGGUCACCGUGGACGGGGCACACUUCGUGGAGCUGGGCGUGCGCGGGGGCUGCGGCGGGGGUGGAGGCGCGGGCGCGGGCGGCGGCGGCGCGGGGGGCGCGGCCGAGGGGCUGCGGCGGCCGCGCGUGCAGUGCGACUCUCGCGAGCUGGCGCGCUGGCUCGCGCGUCACGCGGCGCACGCGCGGCAGCUGCACCACGACCGCACGCACACGCUCGUGCCGCACGACGAUGUAUAACUUCCUCUACACGUAGAUGUAGCUGUAUAUAUAUACGUUAUAAAUGCCGGCGUGACCGGAUACAUACACGCUCGCAGUAUAUGCGCACGCAACUGCUUGUGCCGCAUGACGAUGUAUGACCUUGUGUACACACACAGGACUCAUGUCAUCUGUAUAUGCACCUUAGUACACCAUUCAUCUUACUUAAACAAAAUGAAUAAGUGCAUAUUUGUUAUAGUUACUUUUACGGGUAAAAUUACUGUGACGCAUUAAGAACGCACGCGCACGCAAUUAUGCGUAUGCGUUCUUAUAUGCGAACGGUGGUCAAGCUUACUGCUAUGAUUGUUCAAUAUCUUGAUCUUUGUAGGUAAAUAGUGUUCCAGAGAAUAUAUGUAUAUAAAAGUUUUGAAGUGUUAUGAAAAUUAUAUUACCAUACAAAAGUUUUUUUUUUUAAAUUAAGUCUAUUGCCUCAAGUAUGUAUGUAAUAUAUAAGACCUGUUUUUAGAAGGUUAAUACAGGCUCAACUUAAUGACAUAUUUGUUUGUCUUUUUCUUAUUUAUAUAUGUAUACUUACUUAUACUGUUUUUGCUUAUUAUACAGGCUAGUAUACUAUUUGGACAAUACUUAACGCACAAAUUAAGAGAGUUCACGUCAAA
This is a messenger RNA of Zerene cesonia (dogface butterfly), 13393 nucleotides long. RefSeq names its product vacuolar protein sorting-associated protein 13D (gene Vps13D). NCBI's taxonomy places the organism in Eukaryota, Metazoa, Arthropoda, Insecta, Lepidoptera, Pieridae. Gene Ontology annotation, biological process: mitochondrion organization; protein targeting to vacuole; protein retention in Golgi apparatus. The coding region runs from base 204 to 12758 and encodes 4184 amino acids. The record is from RefSeq and is a predicted model, not a curated record. The transcript is spliced from 70 exons. Gene Ontology annotation, cellular component: extrinsic component of membrane.